AUGCCGCCCGCAGCAGCCAUGGCGCUGCCGUCCCAGGCCCCGUCUAACUCAGGGGAUCCGCUGUACCCGGAGCUCUGGCGCGCCUGCGCCGGUCCGCUCGUCACCGUCCCCCGCGUCGGCGACCUUGUCUUCUACUUCCCCCAGGGACACAUCGAGCAGGUGGAGGCGUCCAUGAACCAGGUCGCCGGGAACCAGAUGCGCCUCUACGAUCUGCCCUCCAAGUUGCUCUGCCGCGUGCUCAACGUCGAGCUCAAGGCGGAGACGAACACCGAUGAGGUCUACGCGCAGAUCAUGCUCAUGCUAGAGCCCGAGCAAACCGAUGUGGCGGCUGAGAAGGCGAGUUCUGCGUCCGCUGCGUCGCCGAGGCCAGCAGUCAGGUCCUUCUGCAAGACGCUCACCGCCUCCGACACCAGCACACACGGCGGCUUCUCCGUGCUGCGCCGUCACGCUGACGAGUGCCUCCCUCCACUGGAUAUGACGCAGUCGCCUCCCACACAGGAGCUGGUGGCGAAGGAUCUGCAUGGCAUGGAGUGGCGCUUCCGCCACAUCUUUCGUGGGCAACCUAGGAGGCAUCUCCUUCAGAGUGGUUGGAGUGUUUUUGUUAGUUCCAAAAGGCUUGUUGCUGGAGACGCCUUCAUUUUCCUCAGAGGAGAAAAUGGUGAACUUCGAGUUGGUGUUAGGCGGGCUAUGAGGCAGUUGUCUAAUGUACCUUCUUCAGUCAUAUCUAGCCAAAGCAUGCACCUCGGAGUCCUUGCGACUGCAUGGCAUGCCAUCAACACCAAAUCCAUGUUCACUGUCUACUACAAGCCUAGGACGAGCCCUUCAGAGUUCAUCAUACCAUAUGAUCAAUAUAUGGAGUCAGUAAAACAAUCAUUCUAUUGGGAUGAGAUUCAGGAUGAGUUACUUAUUAGGUUUACUGGUACAAUCAUUGGCUGUGAAAAUCUUGACCCACUAUGGCCUGAUUCGAGUUGGAGAUACUUGAAGAGUAAAAGACCUAGACAAAAUGCUCCUCCACCUUCACCUGAAGCAUCUGUUCUCAAAAAAGAAAGUGCAGCCAAGAUCGAUAUCGACUCUGCUCAAACACAACAUCAAAAUUCGGUGUUGCAAGGUCAAGAGCAGAUGACCUUGAGGAAUAACCUGACUGAAAGCAACGACUCUGAUUCCACUGUUCAGAAGCCGAUGAUGUGGUCCCCAUCGCCCAAUGGGAAAGCCCACACUAAUUUUCAGCAGAGACCUGCUAUGGAGAAUUGGAUGCCAUUGGGAAGGCGUGAAACUGACUUCAAGGACACACGUUCUGCCUUCAAGGAUGCCCGCACCGCCUCUCAAUCAUUUGGAGAUACGCAGGGGUUCUUUAUGCAAGCUUACGAUGACAAUCAUCACCGUCUUUCUUUCAAUAAUCAGUUUCGAGAUCAGGGUUCAGCUCAUCGCUUUGCGGAUCCAUACUUCUAUAUGGCUCAACAACCUUCUCUUACUGUUGAAUCAAGCACAAGGACACAAACAGCAAACAGUGACUUGCGUUUCUGGAGCGACCAGAAUAUGAUCUAUGGUAAUCCAGGUGAUCAACAACAGCAGAGUUUCAACUUUGGACAAAACCCAUCAAGUUGGUUGAACCAGCCAUUUCCCCAGGUUGAACAGUCACGAGUGGUCAGGCCCCAUGCAACAGUUGCUCCAUUUGAUUUGGAAAAGACUAGAGAAGGCAGUGGGUUCAAGAUUUUUGGGUUCCAAGUUGAUACAACCAGUCCAUCUCCUGUCCAGUUGAGCUCUCCAUUGUCUGCUAUCCGGGAACAUGUGGUACAAACUCGACCAUCGGCACCUGUGAAUGAAUUGCAACCUGUGCAAAAUGAGUGCUUGCCUGAGGGGUCUGUAAGCACAGCUGGAACUGCCACUGAGAACGAGAAAAGUAUUCAGCAAGCCCAGCAAAGUUCAAAAGAUAUUCAAAGCAAGUCCCAGGGUGCUUCGACAAGGAGCUGCACAAAGGUUCAUAAGCAAGGAGUUGCGCUUGGCAGAUCUGUGGACCUCUCUAAAUUCACUGACUAUGAUGAACUCAAAGCAGAACUAGACAAGAUGUUUGAAUUCGAUGGUGAACUAGUAUCUGCCAACAGAAACUGGCAGAUCGUUUAUACUGACAACGAGGGUGACAUGAUGCUUGUGGGAGAUGACCCGUGGGAUUCAUUAUUUAUGAGCAGAGAGUUCUGUAGCAUAGUGCGGAAGAUCUACAUCUAUACAAAGGAGGAGGUCCAGAAGAUGAAUUCAAAAUCAUCUGCGCCAAGAAAGGAGGAACCUCUAGCAGCUGGUGAAGGUUGCGCCGCCCCAAAUGAGUAG
This is a messenger RNA of Miscanthus lutarioriparius, 2322 nucleotides long. The record is from the annotation of a GenBank genome assembly. Lineage: Eukaryota; Viridiplantae; Streptophyta; Magnoliopsida; Poales; Poaceae.